AUGGAGAACAAGCUAUUGAAGGGACUGUUGAACAAAUUUUGUCCUGAUUACAAUACUCAACUGUCAAAGAUGUCCGGUGCCGAUGUGGUACAAAUGAUAUUAGGGGAGCAGGGCGGACCAGGGGACGACAGUAAAAGAAAAAAGAGCAAAAAGUCCUCGAAGAAAGACCACAACCACAGUUAAGGGUAGGUUAAAGGUGCUUUUCUUACCGCUUUUUUUCUUACCGCUUUUUAAGGGAGAAAGGGAUAAAAAGCGGGGUAAGCAAGCACCAAAAACCUACCUCUAACACAGCAAACACCGACGGCGGCGGAGGGCGUCUGGUGGUAGGAGAAGAAGUAAGACUUGUGGUCGUGGACGUGCGUCGUCAAAUUCCGGUUCUUCGUCUCGCAGCGUGUCUGACUCCGCGGAGAGGAUAAGAAACCAUUACAGAAGUAGGAUAUCGAGCAAGAAGAGAAAGAAAGGGAAGUUGGACAGCCACAUAAGUGGAGGCAGUAAAGGAGAGCAAAUCUUCGAAGAAGAUCGGCAGCAAAAGGCCUUACGGGUAAGUCCUUUAAAAGUGGAUGAUUCGUCUAGUAUUUCCAAGAAAACGACAGCAAAGACACCUACAAGUUCAGGUCGAAGACGACGAGCCCACAUUCCUCGAAGACGUCGUAGUGAGCCCUCAUCGGCAUGUGACUCUAGCGGAAGCAGAUACGGUAACUCUACAUCAUCUUCGUCACCGUCAAGUAGAAGUGCGCGGCGGAGGAGAAGAAAAAAGAAGAAUCAGCAGAAAUCGUUCUCAGGAAGCGGCACUAGACAAACAGGGAAGUCGAAGGCCUUCCUAGCUUCGUCAAUUUCAUCUUCUAGGAGUGGUCGAGGAGGUAGAAGGGUUUCUAUUGAGCCAAGAAUAUCAUCAGGGAAAAGAAUUACUAGCUCGGCAACAGCACAAGCACUUCUAGAUGCUCACCAUAUUCAAGUAGACCAUAAUCAUUCGGAUGCUAGUGGGUUAAGCGGACAAAACCUCAAUAGAAGGUUCCUUCCUACAUCGCGCUGUCUGCAAGACGAGCUAGAAACCGCAAGUGUUUUAAGCGGUCCCACGCCAGCGCUGUUUUCGCCUGCGGGAGACGUCUUUACGCCUGCGAGUGUAAGCACUGCGGAAGGAGUUGGUGACCACUAUUUUCUGACCAAAAGUCACGUUGAAAUGCCAGAAAGCAGCAGCCAAGUUCAACAUAGAACAGACAGUACUAUGGCUCCGAGUACUAGUAAAGAUGAUACGCACCAACAUAGUACGAAUCACCAGCAUGAUGUUGAGCAAGAAGAAGAUACUACACUGGCUCUCUACACUGGCUCUCUCGGUACCAUAAGACCAGCUUUAUUCGACACGAACCGGCGGAUCUUGAGUUACUCCAAAACUUCCUCAACCUUCUCCGGCUCAUCAACGAGUACUACGGCUUUGCUGUCCACGACGCUACCGCAGGACUCCCCUAGUGGCAGUGAACCACCAGGCAGCUCUCUGGAAGCAAGAAGCUCCGCAGGAAGUUCGGCAUCGAUAUCGGAAUCGGUGGAAGUAGGACUGCCUUCGGCUGCAUCAUCUUCAUCUCCCAUUGAGUCGAUCCUUGUAGUCAGUUCAUCAGCAUCUUCAGGUACUAGUACCGCCUCCAGUAGUAAGAAAGAGAAGAAAAAAUCUUCGUCUUCAAAAGAACGACCGCGAGAUGCAGAUUCGCUAGGAGGUGGCUCUUCAAAAGAACGACGGCGAGAUGCAGAUUCGCUAGGAGGUGGCCUAGAGCUCGAGGGAUCCGACAGUGAAGUCCGCAAAGCAAAGAAGAAGGAGAAGAAGAGAAAGAAGGAAAGCAGAGCUGGUUUGAAAUCUUCCAUCACAGGAGACUUUGAAAACCAGGAUGUUGAGCUGGCGGCUACGGCAUCUGCUUCGUCAAGUACUACACAUGCUGAAGCUGCAGGUGGAAACGUAGUUCCUGAAGAAGACGUCGACACCAGCUACUCAAGUACAAGUUCUAGUAGUACUUUCUCCGCUGGCCUCAUGAGUCAAUUGGGCCGAACAAUAGGGGGCUUCGGCUUUUCUGGCAUUGCAGGGAGCAACUUCGGUGGAGCAACUUCGAACGAGGAUCAAGUUGCUCCACUGAAGUUGCCAACCGAUGAGGAAGCGAUGGAAGAUCGGCGACGUGCGCAGGUAAUGAAAUCGACCGUAACGAUAUCCCGUGGCAUUAAGACCACAGUCGCGCCAGACACACCACGUCGUGCUGCACCUGAUGCGCGAUUAAUGAACUACUUUUAGUUCUUUGAAUUUUAUGUUUAUGUUAGUGUUACUACUUCAAGAAGGAAGAUGUUGAAAAAGAAAAUGAAGAUGUUUCUUGUAUGUAAUAUAUAAUAUUCUCGUCAUUCCUCGCUAGUAGUUGUAGUAUCUACUCUCUCAGUUUAAUAUUCUAGUUUCGCUUACAUAAUUCGCCUGUAAACCUGCAGAGAUGAUCUGUGCUUGGUAAGUUUUUAAUCUUGUCAUUGUUUCAUUCUUGUUUCUCUCUCUUGUCUCUCUCUCGCGUCAUCAUCAUGUGGCAAAUGUCGAUUGCGUGAAGGUUCAGAGAACGCGUGAAGGUGCACUACUUCAGCUUCAGAGAGGCCUGUGCAAUUCAAUGCAGAUGUUCUUCGUUCGAGAACUUUACCAUGUGCAAAACUAGUAAAUCUCAACGUCUCCGACAGACAGCCAGUCGCGCCAAAGUACAUUAUAUAUAUGAG
This is a messenger RNA of Amoebophrya sp. A25, 2727 nucleotides long. Lineage: Eukaryota; Dinophyceae; Syndiniales; Amoebophryaceae. The record is from the annotation of a GenBank genome assembly.